Molecule: messenger RNA, 3005 nt
Organism: Cornus florida
Lineage: Eukaryota; Viridiplantae; Streptophyta; Magnoliopsida; Cornales; Cornaceae
Product: chromatin assembly factor 1 subunit FAS1
Exons: 12
Coding region: 265-2760 (831 amino acids)
Biological process (GO): nucleosome assembly
Cellular component (GO): CAF-1 complex; nucleus
Source: RefSeq, a predicted model, not a curated record
AAAAACUGAGAAAAAUAUUGAACAUUUAUGGGCUGAUUUUCUCGGGAAAAUAUAUAAAAAAAAAAACUGAUUUUCUCGAGGGAAUCUGAGAGCUUUUUCUUUCUGUCGGCUGGUUUCCCGGGAAAAUCUAAGAAUACCCUAGGUCAGAAGAAUACUGUUAUUCUUGUAAGAUCAUUUCCCUCACCUAACAGACCCUAGUGCUCUUUUAGGGCUUUUCAUGAAUUUUUGCUGCCUUUGACGAAGUGCAUGCACAGUUAGGGCUCAAUGGCGGACUCGAAGAAGCCCGAAAUGAACAGUCCAAAUCAAGACAACAGUGCGAAGAGGUCGUUGAAGCGAAAGAGAGCUUCAUUGAUCGAUUCAUUGAGUACCCAAGAGAAAGCAAAUCGAAUCGAUGCUUUACGCGAAGAGCUCAAUGGUUUGUUCAAGUAUUACAAGGAGGUUUUGGAUAAGAAGGUCAAGUUUGAUCUGGGUAAUUGUGGUUCAAGCAAUUCGGUGAUUGCGUGCAUGAUUGAAGAGAGCAAUCUUCCAUUUUCGAAGUUGGUUGAUGAAAUUUUUGAGAAAAUGAAGGUGAAUGAGAGAGAAAGUAGUUCUAGUGUUACUACUCUUGCUUCUGUGAAGAGCUCUGUGCUUUUUGUUGGGCAGAGAUGUUCAUACGGAUUGACCAAUCCGGAUGCUGAUGUGUUGGAAGAUCAGUCUGAAUCAUGCCUUUGGUGUUGGGAGACAAGAGACCUAAAAUUGAUGCCGAAAAUUAUGAAAAGUGCUGUGAAAAUUCGACGAACUUGUAGGAAGAAGAUCCAUGAGAGGCUUACUGCUGUUUCUGCAAUGAUAACUGCGUUAGAGAAGUCACAGAGCUCUCAUAACUACAGUUUAGCGCUGACUAAAGCAUCAGAAAAGCUUGCUAAAGUGUUAAGUGAGGCAGAUAUCCGAUUAUUAGCUGAAAGCAUGGAACAGAAAAAUGGUGCUGACAUGGCUGAAAAGGAAGUGAAACAAGAAGAGAAGCUGCUAAUUAAGCAAUUGGAGAAAAAUAAACGAGAAGUUGAGAAGGGGAAAAAAAGAAUGGAUCUCGAACAACAGAAGGAGAAGUGGCAAAGUGAAAAGGAGCUAAAGCGGUUACAAGACGAGGCAGAGAAAGAGGAAAAGCGCCGUGAGAAAGAAGAAUCUGAAAUGAGGAAACAUCUACGAAGGCAGCAAGAGGAAGUGGAGAAAGAUUUACGACGCCGGGAGAAGGAAGAAGCUGAAUUAAAAAAGCAACUUGCUUUGCAGAAGCAAGCGUCCAUCAUGGAGCGCUUUCUUAAAAGAAGCAAGAAUAAUUCAACUAGCCAAAAUGGUCAGUCCUCAUCCAAAGCCACAACUUCCAAUCCAUCCCCUAACAGGAGUGAAAAUAUGCCUGAAUCGAUUACGAUGUCAAUGGAUUAUGCGCUUGCACUAAAAAAUGAGAUUAAUACAGAGGAUAUCCACAAGUCACACUUGGUUACUUGGCGUCGCCUGGGUCAUUCGGUUCAUUCAAACAGAAAACAGCAUUGGGGCAUACGUCGAAAGCCUAGGACUGAAUUAGUCAAGGAACUUAAGCUUACUUCUGGUUCAGGAGCCACCCGUGAUGAUGAUUUAAGCAUCGAGAAGCUUGUUGAUGGAUGGGAUGAAACAAGCAUUGAUGGCAGGUCCUGUCAUAGAAAUGCUGAUUGUUCCCUUCCUAGUGGCCAGAAACACAAUAGGAGUAAGCAAUUAUUGCAGUUUGACAAGAACAAUAGACCUGCAUUUUAUGGCAUUUGGCCAAAGAAAAGUCAAGUUGUUGGACCACGGCAUCCUUUCGAGAAGGAUGCAGAGUUGGAUUAUGAUAUUGAUAGUGAUGAAGAAUGGGAAGAGGAGGAACCUGGUGAAAACCUAUCAGAUUGUGAAAUGGAUGAUGAUAAGGAAAGUUUAGAGGAAGGAUGUUCCAAAGCUGAUGAUGAAGAUGAAAGUGAAGAUGGCUUCUUCGUACCUGAUGGGUAUCUCUCAGAAAAUGAGGGAGUACAAGUUGAUAGAAUGGAAUCUGAUCGCUUAGUUGAGGAGGCCAGAAGUUCACAGAGUUGUAAGCAGGAGUUGGAGAGCGAGGAGUUUUGCAUGUUGCUUCGACAGCAGAAACAUUUACGCAAAUUGACUGAGCAUGCUCUUCGGAAGAACCAGCCCUUGAUAAUAUUGAAUCUAAUGCACGAAAAGGCCCCAUCUUCAACGGCUGAAGAUCUCACUGGUAGUCUGAAACUUGAGCAGACGUGUUUGCAAGCUCUGGGCAUGCGUGCUUUCCCUGGUGGCUCAUUUAUAGAGAUAUCGCCUGGUAGUAAUGUGCUUGAAGAGGAUCAAGAGGCCUGCCCAUCAAGUUGCAAGGUCAGUACCACACCGGUGGCAACCGCUACAGCUAUAAUGGUGUCAGAUUUGCCUCAAAUUGUAUCUGCCAUUCAAUCAUGCUCACAGGGCAUUAACAAGGUGGUGGAGUCCUUGCAACAUAAAUUCCCCACCAUCCCAAAGUCUCAGUUAAGGAAUAAAGUGCGUGAGAUAUCAGAUUUUGUGGAUAACCGUUGGCAGGUCAAGAAAGAUAUUCUGGACAAGCUUGGUUUAUCAAAUUCACCAGGGAAGGGUGGUGGGAGAACAAAGAGUAUAGCCACAUUUUUCUCAAAAAGGUGCCUGCCUCCUGCUGGCAAGACUAUCAAUCCCAUCGAAACCUCUCCCCAGACGCCUGCCACAGCCGUCCAACUGCAGCAGGGUUGUAUGAACACUAAGCAGUAGCUUCGUGGUUCAGCUGCACUCUUCGGUUUUCUUUUCUACCUAACGUCCCUAAUCCGUCUUUGCCACAUUUUUAUAUGACAUGUAUCUCCUCAUGUAAAGCUGAGUUGUGGUAAUCAAGUAAUAUAUGGUGUUGUAUGAUCUUUUGAAGACAUCUGAGGAGCUUUUGUGUGUCAUGGAACCAUCCUUGUACAAAGUUAAACGAAUGUGGGGAAGAGUGAAGUUCCGAGGGGAUUUUUGCAUUCCUA